CCCUUACUCAUCUGUUUCUGUAGCUGCGUUGAGAGGAAGGGCACCUGCCGCUCCCUGGUGAUUCAGCCUUUCAGCUUCGUGGAGCUCCUCUCAGACAGCAUGUCCCUCUUUCCUCUGCAGUGGCUGGCCGUCCCGUCUUCUGCUCUUCAUCCUCUGCUCCUCAUCCUCUGCACUGCAUCCUCACCUCCACACCGACUCUAAAGUGCUCAGGUGAGUGAGGGCUACUCUUCGCCUCUCUUCUACACCGCGCAGAACAUUUAAGGACUCUUUUUUUUUUUGUUUACAGCCAUUGUGACGCCUCUAUUUAUAGAUUUCCUGUGGGACAGCAUGAGUGAGGAACUUGUGCGCAGAAGGCUGUCUUCCUACCUCCCAGACUGUUAACAAGCUCACUCUUCAUACCUUACUGCCGCCUCAUGAUGGAAAACAUAGUCGAGGAGACCGGUGGCAGACACUGUGAUGCUCUGAGUUAAUAGUGUAGGUGUUCCGUGACCCAGAAGGAUGACCGAGGGAAUGGAGGACAUCUCUCCCCCUCCUGGACAGGCCUCCCCCACCAGCUCUACUGUUGACACUGGACAAGUCCCCGAGGAGAAACCAGAGGAGAAACCAGAGGAGACGGAGGCAGCUGGCGAGGGUGGGGAGGGUGCAGAGGGUGAUGGGGAACAUGUGGGGGCUUUGGGAGUCGUGGCCUUGCCUGGAACCUGCUGUGUGUGCAUAGAGAUGGAACGGAUUAACAAUUGUCUGCACUCGGAGAAAAUCUGCAUCCUUCCCAUCCUGGCCUGUCUGCUGAGUUUAGCCCUCUGCACCGCCGGCCUCAAGUGGGUCUUUGUGGAUAAGAUCUUUGAGUACGAACCCCCCACACACUUAGACCCCAAACCCAUCGGACAAGACCCCAUCAUCAUAUCUGUGACCCCCACGCUGGGACUGACUGUGUCCAUCCCUCACUCGUCGUCUACGUCUUUUGUCUCCUUGACCACGGCCAUUACCUCGGGACGUCCUGAGGUUUUAAUGGAGGAGAAAUCCACACGAGGGCCGUACGUUUCCCCUCGAGUGACUCACGCUGAUGCCUCUGUGACUCUGAAAUACAGCGCAGAGCGGCCCACCCUCCCAAAGCUGACUCCCCUCCCUCGGACAACACAGGAGAGAAACGACAUCUUCAUCCCAACUCAAUAUAAGCUGAGUGUGUCCCUGUUUUGUCAUUGUGUUUGCAAAUGGUGCGUUCUUUCCUCUGUCAGGCAGAGUCUCCUGCAGACACGUUGCGACUUGCAGAGUGUAGCAAGAGGCCCAUGA
Messenger RNA from Notothenia coriiceps (black rockcod), 1287 nucleotides. Its product is annotated as pro-neuregulin-3, membrane-bound isoform-like. The coding region runs from base 499 to 1287 and encodes 262 amino acids. The record is from RefSeq and is a predicted model, not a curated record. Lineage: Eukaryota; Metazoa; Chordata; Actinopteri; Perciformes; Nototheniidae. The transcript is spliced from 2 exons.